Messenger RNA from Habropoda laboriosa, 3693 nucleotides. It is a transcript of the gene frtz, whose product is annotated as WD repeat-containing and planar cell polarity effector protein fritz. NCBI's taxonomy places the organism in Eukaryota, Metazoa, Arthropoda, Insecta, Hymenoptera, Apidae. The record is from RefSeq and is a predicted model, not a curated record. Gene Ontology annotation, cellular component: axonemal basal plate. Gene Ontology annotation, molecular function: protein binding. Gene Ontology annotation, biological process: cilium organization; nervous system development; establishment of protein localization.
AUGUUUACAUUGUUAGGUGAAGUAAACUUGUGGACUUUCGACGAUAAUAUUAAUAUAAAGAGUACAGACUUUGGUGCAUUUCGAUAUCAUGAUAAGCGUAUUGAUAAUUUACAUGAAGAAGGAAAAAGAUCCUAUUGUCAGAAACGUGAUAUGAUAUAUGUACCAGCAAAUAAAAAAGGAAAUAAAUUAAAAGAUUGUAUUAAAUAUCUAGAGGAACAACUGAAAGACAAUUCAAUUAUAUAUUGCCAGUGGUAUGAUGACUGUGUUUUACAGUUAAUGUUAAGUAAUGCAUUAUUAAUACAUAUACAAGUUAACAUUGCUACUGGUGAUGUGUCUAAAAUAACUUUUGAUAAAUACCUUGUAGGAAAAUUGUUAGAACAUAUUUCAGAUGUGAUAAUUACUAAAAAUUGUAUUCUUUGCACCUAUAAUGAUAAUCAAGUAACUAUUGUACAUUUUACAAGAUCAAAAAGACAUGUCUUUGAUAAAAUUAAUAAACUUGAACCAAAAUUAUCCACAAUGGAUCUGUUUGGUCCUAAUGGUCGUAGAUUGGAUAAAAAAGUACAAACUACUAAAUGUGGUGAUUUGAUAUUAAUUUGGUGGAAAUCUACAAUGAAUGAAGUUUAUCCUUGGAGUCCUGCUGUAAAGGAACAUGAUCGUGCUAACAUACAUCUUUAUCGUUUAUUAGGAGUAAAAUUAGAAUUAAUUUGUUAUAUACGUAGUGAGUUUGAUCCUUUAUGUAUAAUGUUUGAUGCAUGUAAUGAUAAUAUUAUUCAUUCUGUAGAACAAAAAGUAUCAAGAAAGGGAGAGGUGACUAUAGAAUGGCGUACAUAUGAAGUUUCCCAACAAGAUAAACUUCAAAGAAUAGCAAUGGUUUCUGUACCAUUGCCCACACAUACAAGUUGUGUAAAAUUUUCACCAACCCAAGAGUUAUUGUUAUUAUGCUGUAUAGAUGGUUCUGUUAUAAUUUAUGAUCAGACUAGAGCCACUACUACCAGUGUAAAAGCAGCUUUUAUACCUACAUUGGCAUCAUGGCAUAGUGAUGGAAUAAUAUUUGUUGUCGGAAAUGACAAGGGUCAGUUCCAACAUUUUGAUGUUGCUUUGUCAUGUAUUAAGAGCCAAAAAAGAAAAAAAGAAAAAAAAGCCAAUAUUCUUGAUUUGUCCUCAUAUUUUAGGAUUCAACCAGCAUUAUUGCGCAUGGAAUGGAAUAAAAAGAAUGAUUUAAAUUGUUAUAUUGAUCUACAUAAUCAUGGAAAUUCCUUUAAUAGAGGACCUGUAGGUGUCAUCAAAAUGUUGGAAGGAAAUUCUUUCACUGGUGAUGUAUUAGUCAAGAGAUAUUUAUCUUUAUCACAAGUUGAACAAGCAACUUCUUUAUUGCUAUCUAUGAAUUGGGAUAUUCAUCCCCGUGCAUGUAUGCAUGCACUAAAUCAAAUUGUAAAUUAUUUGUUUAAAUUGCCAUUGACAACUGAACGUGAAAAUCUUAUACAAAAUGCAUUGGGUAGUUUUCAUGUGCCAGUUAAACCAAUAAGUCAAGCCAUUGAAGAAGAAUAUGGAGAUGAAAUAAGAGAUUUAACACGACGAUUUUUCCACCACUUAUUAAGGUACCACAUGUUUGAAAAAGCUUUCAGGCUUGCUAUAGAUUUGAACGAUCAUGACCUUUUUAUGGACAUACAUUUUUAUGCACUAGUUUUAAAUGAUACAGCAAUGGCAACUGCAGCAAAAGAAAAUGCUGAACGUAUAUUAAGUAGAUCAAAUAGCUGCAGUAGUUCACACUCGACAUGUUCUAGAGCAUCCUGUUCAUUAUGCUCUGAUUCAGCAAGUGAUAAAGGAGAAGAAUCCUGCAGUGAUGAAAGUGAAAAUUCAUCAAAGGAAAAUCAAACUGAUAUAAAACAAUCAAAAAGCCAUAAUUACAAGAAAGAAUCCAACUGCCAAAUUCCACCCUUACCAGUUCUCCAUCCUCAUCCCCUUAAUAAAAACUUAUUAUCUGCAUCAUUUACUGAUGUUUCAUGUGGUGAAAAAACUGAUUGUAAUAUAGAGUCAAGAUCUUUCACUGUACCUAGCAGUACUCUUACCACAACUUCGUAUAAUCAGUCAACACAUUUUUCACUUUCAAAUACAUUUUUUACAUCAACAUCAUUCAACAAACCACUAUAUAAAACUCAUACAAAUCCAACAUCAAUAUCUACAAUGACUUCUACUAAUAGUUCACAGUCUUUCAAUAAUGUUUCUGAUGACUUAAUGACAACUUCAUUCGGAAGUUUAUCUUUAAAUGAACAAAAAACAGCGGUAUCUAAUCGUCUUACUGAAAACUCUGUGGAUACUACAUUGAACACAGUUCUGCGUGGUGAAAUACAAUUCCCUCUUGACAAAAUAUCUAAUGAUACAAUAACAACAAAUUUAGUUCAAGAUAACAGCUUUAUGUCAACACCUUUUAAUAAUCCAACAUAUGAAUCAGUUACAUCAGAUGUUUCUUCUGAUUUGUUGAGAUCUUCAUUAGAUAACAUAGAUAAUAAUAUUAUGACAACAUCUUUUAGUACACUAGGUACAGAUAUUGCAAAUCCAUAUAAUUCGUUUAACGAUUUAGUGGCUACUAAAUCUGAAUCUAACACUCCUCCAUCUCCUCUGAAAACUAUGAAGUCAUCUGUUACAAUGAAUGACUUCACAUCUAAAGCACUUCCCGAUUCUGUUAUAGUAAAUAAAUUAACAUCUAGUUUUCAUAAUAGUCAUAGUAAUCUUGCAUCUACUUCGUUUAAUUUUCUUGAAAAUCAAAUACAAGAUUCUUGUAAUAGCAGUUUGAAAAGUCUUAAUAAUGAAGAUAAUCAUAAUGUUAUUAAGUUGCAACCAUCUUUUAUGACAAAAAAACAAGUAGAUUUCAAUAUUCCACCACCACCUUCUUUAACAAAUUCAUUUACAAAUCAUUUUCAAAGUCUUCCAAAAAAGAAUCUUCCUUUAUCUAGAAGUACAUCUGGAUUAGCAGAUAUUGAUGAAUCUAUUCAAAAAUUUUCGUCUAUUAGGACGAGAAAUGUCACAUCACAUGUAUUACAAAGACAAAAUUCUGCAUCCAACAUUUUACAAGAUCAACACAAAUAUAGCAAUACUAAACCUUCUAGGUACAGACUCAAUUAUGACUUUAAUUACAUUUCUCUUCAUGGAAGUUGUGAUAAUAUUGAUAUGCAUUCCUCUACUAAUAAUAUAAAAUUAACUAGUUCACAAUUUUCUUCUACAUGUGGUACACAGAACAGAUUUGAUAGUAGACAUUCAAAAUUAGUAUUAUCACAAAAUAGUACAAAUACUAGUAUUAGUAAAGAGUCAAAAAUAUCUUCCAACAUUCCACCUUUACCUAUCAUAUCACCCCCUACUUCUAGUGCUAUAUCCUGCUCUCCGUUUUCUACCUUCACAGAUACAACAUUAACAACAAAUGAAAAACCAAAAGUUAAAUUUUCAGAUACAGUAACACACAUAUUGGUACCUGGUUCUGGUCAAUCACAUAAACAAAAACGUUCUACAAUUACUCAAGUACAUUUAACUGAUCCAAAACGCGAGUUAGCGGAAAGCCUUCCAUUAUGUCUUGGAAAUGAAGACUACCUUAAAGAUUUUCAACCACUAUCAAAAGAAAACAUCCAUGAUAAAGUAAAAGAAUCUGCAAGACCAGAAGAAGGUUCCAAAAUAAAAGUUGUGCACUUUGGACUAUUAUAG